UCCAUCCUCAGCAUGUAAUUUCCUUUCUCAUGGCCUCAUGAUCUAAGAUGGCUGCUCCAGCUCUGCCAUCCUGUUGGCAUCCCAGGCAGGGAAGGAAACAGAAGAAAGGGCAAAAAUGGUUCGGCUCUUAAAAGCCCUACCCAUUCAGCUCACAUCCCAUUAGCCACAUCAUCAUACAGGACUUCCAUUACUAAAGAAAGAGGCAGGGAUAUGGAGGAGGAAACCAGCAAACUCCACAGGCCUGAGGAUUGAAGCAAAGUCAUCUAAUUCUGCGCACUCAUGAAUCUCAGGAGUCCACUUAAGGAUUAAAACAGUUGUUUCAGGUCAGGGAAAAACGAGAAUCAGGGGCUUAGGAUGCCAUUAAUUCCUUUGUGACUUUGGGUUAAUCUCCCCCUUUUCUAUGCCUAUAAAGAGAGAUUCAGAGUAGAUCUUCAACAGCAGUAGCCUCUUAAUCUUCUCCAUCUUCAUCAUCUUCUUCACCAUCAUCCUCUUCGCCAUCUUCAUCACCAUCACCACUAACUUCUUCACCAUCUUUAUCAUUGUCAUCAUCUUCAACACCUCCGUUGAUAUCAGCUUCCUCUUCAUCAUCAACAAUCAUGUCAUCCAUCACCAUCAUCACCACCACCACCUUCACUAUCAUAACCACCAUCAUCUUCACCACCACCAUCAACACCACCACCAUCACCAUCAUCAUCUUCACCACUAUCAUCGCCAUCAUUACCUUCACCACUAUCACUAGCAUCAUCAUCACCAUUGUCACCCCAGCUCGUCCUGAGCACCUACUGUAUGCCAGGCACUGUAUGUAUCAUGGUAUCUGAUGCUUACUGCAACGGUGUCAGGAGGUAUUGCUGUCUCCCACCACCUCCAACUCUAAACUGAGAAACUGAGAGGCUCACAUAGGCCUGCCUUCUACUCACCACUAACAGCAGCUAUAGGUUCCUGAGAAAGUACAAUAGGCUGGAUGCUGGAAUCAUCUCCCUCACCAUCAUCUUCCUCAUCCUCAGGAUUAACUCAUUGACCCCAAACGACAGCUCCAUGAGGUGAGUGCCAUCAUCACCAUCAUUUCAUAGAUGAGAAACUAAAGCCACAGAGGGUCAGGAGUUGUCCAAGGCCACUCCGCUGGGAUGGGAUCAUGUGAUGUGGGGCUGGAAAAUCUGAAGUCCAGAGGGCAGCCCAGCACCUGCAAACCCUCAGAUGGUUUCAACCUUCUUCAAGAGUCCAGCACCCAGGCAGGUGUUCCUGCUGGCUCCGGAGGGGCAGCGUUGGGUGUGCACGGGCAGAGGCUUGGCUUAGCUCUGCUGGCGGGCACGAUCUCCUUCACGGCCUGGACUUUCCUGGCUCACCCACUCGGGAGGCAGCAGGGUGGACCCUUUGUUAGUGGUGUCACUGUUGCUGGUGGGAAGCUGGUGGCCGGAUGCCUGUGGGCAUUCCACUCACCCUGCGUGCCAGGCUCCACUGGCCACUGCUGCCCGGCUCUGGGUGUGACCCCACCCUGUCUUGCUCUUCCUCCCACGGCAGGGGUUCUGGAAAAGCCCCGGCUGCCAGGGGAGGGUGGAGGAGGGGCUGCCCUGCCAAGCAGGCACCAUGCCACUCAAGGUGUGCCAGACUGCAGCUGGCCCCCCACCCCCAGUCCUUUCUUCCCUCUCCUUUUUGUUCAAGACCUUUUGAUUUGGGAACAAGGCCGCUUUAUGUGGCACUGGGCCUCGCCAGGCCUCCCUGCCCCACCCAUGGCUGGGGAUUUCCUUUUCAUCUGGCGCUGGGAGCCCGGGGCCUCGGAGCAAGACGGCAGGAGGGACUUGGUGGUGUCACAAAACCUGGGUGACUCAGCUUUCAGUGGGGUAUUGUGGCCUUGCAGCUUUGAUAUUUUAAGUGGGAGUCACAACAAAGGGGAGGCCAGGGGCAGUGGGAAGGUGAUGCUCCUUGCGAGGGCUCUUAAUGGCGAGGGCUUCUCAGGCACAGCCGCUGAAAGGAGGCCUCUCUCCCAGGAGGACUAUUGCCUUUCGGUGGGAGGACUGGCCUGUGACCCCGGUCUCUUAAGGAUGACAUUGAGCACGGCUGCUGUCUCAGGGUUUGGGGGGGUCGGCUGCCGGCACGUUCCCCCCCACUCCACCGCAGCUAGCUCCUUACCUGCCCUCAGUUCUGGAGCUUCCCACGGGGGUGCAGCCACAGGCUACUCUGGCCAGAAGCUUCGAGGCACAGAGGCACCUGGAGGCCUCGAGCCCAGGUCCAGGGGAGCUUGGGGAGCCCGAACAGGAGGAGGAAGCCUGGAGGCAGGCCAGCCAGAUGGACUCAGGCUGCAGGUGCACGCAGGACAGAGAAUGCAGCUCUUUCCGUUUCUGCCCUGCAUGCCUAUGGGCAGCACGGGGCUCGCACAUUUUUAUUUCUUUGAAGAUAAAUGGGACCUGAAGCCAAUGAUUAAGAUUCUGUGUGCCUGCUUCUGGUCUGUAGGGUAGACCCUGGGAGCAUGCAUCCCAACAGGGGGUGUGAGGGUGAAUGGCUGGUGCCUGCAACAAUGUGUCUGAAGUAGGAAUGAACCAGUCU
Molecule: messenger RNA, 2541 nt
Organism: Canis lupus familiaris (dog)
Lineage: Eukaryota; Metazoa; Chordata; Mammalia; Carnivora; Canidae
Exons: 3
Coding region: 1125-2453 (442 amino acids)
Source: RefSeq, a predicted model, not a curated record